Molecule: messenger RNA, 2146 nt
Organism: Daktulosphaira vitifoliae (grape phylloxera)
Lineage: Eukaryota; Metazoa; Arthropoda; Insecta; Hemiptera; Phylloxeridae
Gene: Reph
Exons: 4
Coding region: 311-1153 (280 amino acids)
Source: RefSeq, a predicted model, not a curated record
AUCUCUAGAGCACUGUCAGUACGAGCGUAGUGUUCGGGGACGGUGGUCAUUGAGAGAGGCAGUGAAUUGGUUGCGCGAAAUCUCGACACGACAAGUGGUUUUUAAAGAAAUUUUCUUUGUUCUCGUCUUUAACGUACAGUUCUCAUACAACUUAUUUGCACGAUUGGUGUCGAUUUCGUGGACUGUUCGUCACGUUUGGUCUGUGUUAAAUACCAAAAAGUCUGUAGGGUUAUGCGACGUUAAAGCAUAAACGACCGGAAGUGACCCCCGUCGGGGGUGGUAGUAGUGGAUCUCUGUCGGCAGCAAAUGAAUGAUGCUCAAAUUUGUAACGCACAAAUUAAAGACGCACAGCAUCGACGAUCAUCGAAGACCUUUAUCGAAGAUAAAAUCUAUUGACCACGAUUCUGGCACAGAGUCAGACGACGAGCACAGUCCAAUUAGAGAAUAUAAAAGUUCAAAAUAUUGUGUACCUGAAUCUAUCAAAUUAAUGGAGAACGUUGUUGAAGAUAUGGUAGGUGAUAUGGAACCAACUAGGUCUUCUAGUAGUGGUCAUAGUAGUGUAGCUACACCUGGAGCAUCUCCUUAUUUCUUGGAUUCUGCCUUACCUAGUGAUUGUGAUCAACAUAGUUCUGAGGAGGAAUUAGAAGUCAUAAAUAGUAAUCCUGAAGUUUUACUGCAAGUAGAAGUACCUACUCCUGAUCCGGAUGAGGCGAAUUCCUGUGGCGUACUAGAUAAUUCUGCAAUUUCAUUAGCUCGUAAGCGUUGUCGAUCUGCCAGUGAGGCUGGUUGUGGAAAUACUAUAGCUGUUAGUUGGUCAGGUUCAUCUGAUGAUGAAGUUCAAGGCCUUAUGUCUACAAGACCAACACCUUUAAAAUUUUGUGCCUCACCACCAUCUCAUGUACAUAAACCAGGACAAUGUACCAUUUCCUCUUCUCCACCUUUAAAAUUAGUACAUUUGUCACCUAGGCAAUCUGUAUCACUUCCAAAUACAUCACCACGUAAACGUCAUAGACAGAGGCAUCAUCCUACUCGAAAUGUACAAAGACCUUGCUUAGACUUUGAAAAAAUGCAACAGCUCAAAGCAUUGUCAGCGACGACGUGGAGACAUACCAGCAAAGAUCAUAGUGGUGAACUGUCCGUGUUUUGCUGGUGAUCCAUUUUUCCAUUUGAAAUCUGUUAUUGAUGUAUUUUUCUUCUUAUUAAUUUAUGUUAAUAUAGAAAGGCUGUAAUAAAACUCAUUUUGAUCAUUAAGUUUGCUACAACUUACUGUUCUUGGCCAAUCUUUGUUUCUAAUUUUUUAUUUAUUAUUAUUAUAUAUUUUUGUUUAUGUGCCACAUAUUUAUAAUUUUAUUAUACUGCACAUGUGAUGUAGUACUGUGGGUCCAAUGUGGCCUGUGUCUAAUUAAUUUGAUAACUUAAAAUAAAACUGAGCCAGUUUAUUAUGAUAUUUUAUUUAUGUUUUUAUGAUAAUUAUUAUUAUGAUUUUUAUUAAUUGUUUAGCUUCGCGUAUUGCUAGUCUGUAACAUUUACAUAAAAAAGAAAACUAAUUCUUACGUGUCUAUGUUCAAUGUUUAUACUACUCAAACAUUUUUGUCUCAUUAAAACAAUUGUAUUUUAAUAUUUUUAGUCAUUUAGUACCUAUAAAAAACUCAUAUGUUAUAUUUAAUUUGGCUAUGCCUUAUUUAUUAAGUAACAUUUACACAAGUGUCAUAAUUUUUUAAGUUCUAAUACAUAAUAUUAGAAGUAUUUUUUUUAAUCUUAUUAUUUAUUUUAAUGCAGCUUGGGUCUCAUAUUGUAACUUAAAUAUUAUGAUUUAUUUUUUAUUUAUUACUAUUUGUUAUUAGCAGUAAUUGUAUAAUCUAUCACUUUAAUGUGUGUACAAGUUUCCUGUUUUUUUUUUUUUAAUUGAUAAUCGCUGUUCCGUAUUAUUGCUUGGGCAGUUAUUGUUAAAUAGAAAAUGUGAGACAAUAUAAUUAUAUAAUUCAUACAAAUUUAUCAAGGUUACAUAUUAUAAUGUUGGCCAGUAUAAAUAUAAAUUAUUUAAGUGUAUUUUAUUUAUAAAAACCAAAUUUCGCGUAUUUUUGUGAAAAUUUAGAAACAUGUGUUUGAUGUGUUUACAUAUUAAACGAGUGAGAUUAUAAGUUCA